This is a messenger RNA of Anolis sagrei ordinatus, 1617 nucleotides long. The record is from RefSeq and is a predicted model, not a curated record. NCBI's taxonomy places the organism in Eukaryota, Metazoa, Chordata, Lepidosauria, Squamata, Anolidae.
UCAACUGUACCUUGCCCAGCAGCCACCCUUUUAUGUCUUCCUCUCUCCUUUCAGGGUGACACGCAGAAUGACACUUGGAUCUUUGCCCUGUCCGUCCUCCUCAGCAGCACCCUGGUCUACAACAGCAAGGGCACCAUUGACCAGGACGCCAUGGACAAACUCCACUAUGUGACGGAGCUGACGGAGCACAUCAAAGCCAAGGCCUCUCCUGGGGGCGGCGCAGGCAGGGACCUGGAGGACUCAGUCGAAUACUUGCGCUUCUUCCCCAGCUUUGUCUGGACCCUGAGGGACUUCACGCUGCAGCUGGAACUGAACGGGAAGCCCAUCACCGAGGACGAAUACCUGGAGAACGCACUGAAGUUGAAGAAAGGGGACACCCCCGAUGUCCAGCUCUUCAACCUGCCCCGCGAGUGCAUCCGCUUCUUCUUCCCCACCCGGAAGUGCUUCAUCUUUGACUGCCCCACCCUUCGGAAGAACAUGAACCGCCUGGAGCAGAUGGAGGAGAACGAGCUGGCACCCGACUUUGUGGAGCAGGCCAACCAGUUCUGCAACUACAUCUACGGGACCUCCAAGGAGAAGACCCUUCCAGGGGGACAUGUGGUCACUGGGCAUCUGCUGGCCAAGUUGGUGGAGACCUAUGUGGAGACUAUCAGCAGCGGGAGAGUGCCCUGCAUGGAGAGUAUGGUGCUGGCCUUGGCAGAGAUGCAGAAUGUGGCUGCUGUGGAGGAGGCUGUGGCCCACUAUGAGGGGCUAAUGGAACAGAGGCUGAGACUCCCCACGGAGAGCAUCCCAGAGCUGCUGGGGAUCCAUGCUGAGUGCGAGAAGGAGGCCCUCCAGGUUUUCAUGGCAUGUAUCUUCAAGGACGACAAGCAACGCUUCCAGAUCAAGCUCAUAAAAACCCUGGAUGACUGGAAGGAGGAAUACUGCCGAAGGAAUGAGCAAGAGUCCACUAAACGCAGCCAGGCUCUGCUGGCCACUCUCUCCGUGGAGCUGGAGGAGAAGGUGCGCAGCGGGGUCUACUCCCGGCCCAAUGGUCACCAGCAGUUUGUGGAAGACCUGAAGGACAUUGAGAGAAGAUACCACCAGGAGCCUAAGAAGGGGGUGAUGGCAGAAGAGGCCCUGAAGCAUUUCCUGAAGGGCAAGGAGGCCGUUGGCAGAGCCAUUCUCCAAAGCGACACGGCCCUCAGCAAGAAGGAGAAGCAAGUGAAAGAGGCCCGGGCGCGGGCGGAGGCGGCCCAGAGGGAGCAGGAGGUCCAGCGGCAGAGGCAGGCUGAGCUGGAGCAGAAGAUGCAGGACCGGCAGCGGAGCUACGAGGAGAACAUCCAGCAGCUGAAGGUCAAGAUGGAGAAGGAUCGGGAGCAGCUCCUGGAGGAGCAGAAGAAGAUGAUAGACAGCCGGCUGGCGGAGCAAGAGGCGCUGCUGAACGAGGGGUUCCAGAAGGAGGCCCGGCAGAUGAGGGAGGAGGUCCAGCGCCUGAAGGAGGAGAUCGCCAAGAUCCAGGAUCGCUCCUGGCUGGAAAUAAUCCUUGAGGGGCUGAUUACAUUCGGCAGGCUCCUUUUCCAGGGGAUUGUUGAGAUGGUGCAUGGGUUCACCUUGAACCAGUUCAGGCACUUGUGA